Messenger RNA from Amoebophrya sp. A120, 4334 nucleotides. The record is from the annotation of a GenBank genome assembly. Lineage: Eukaryota; Dinophyceae; Syndiniales; Amoebophryaceae.
AAGUCCGAGGCCCAGCCACUCUUGUCAGUACAACUAGUACCACGAGAUUCGUUUUUACUAGGUCGCGGACCAAUUGAGGUAGGUUAGUAGUAGUGCUACCUUGCGAUAAGAUAGACGAGGAGUCCGAAUUAGAAAGACGAGGAGUCCGCAAUAAAGAUGUUAAAACGCAACGCGUCCGGCUCGGGUUCGCGGGAGCGGCUUUCCCGAGAACUCUCCAUCGACACCUACCCCGAGCAGAUUAACCGGCCCGCCCGAUCUAUCGCAAGAAAAAAAGACUGCGUGCUGUACCUGUAGCGUAAGGCUGCAUGGCAAAUAAGCAUGCUACAGCACAGUUACAUUUGUCAUGUUGGCCAGCGGCCACGGUUUCCUCUUUAUUUCGUCCGUGUUUUCACGUGCUAGGUGCCGCCCCCCACGACAGGAUUUCUCUGUCAUGCAGAACUACAAAUUUGAUAAGCCGUCUCUGUCCCCCCACGACAGCUACAGCUACAGCCGUUUUUUUCUUGUAUACGAUCCUUUUCCUUCGACCGUUCGGAGCCUCUAGGUCGAUCGUUAUCCUGGGCCAGGUCCGCGAGUAGGGAGUCUCUCGAUUCCGCCCGAGAGACAAACAUCACGCCCAUCACCCCCUCCGCGCACUUCCUUUUCGGGACGAAAAACAUCGGGUGGUGGGGCGGCAUCGCCAUCAUCGUGAACACCACGGUCGGGGCGGGUUUGGCCCAAAUCCCGCUUGUGUUCGUCCAGGGCGGCUGGCUGAUCCCCGGGUUUCUCGUGCUGGCCUUCUCGUUGUUAUCCGGGCUAGCGUCCGUGUGGCUCUGCGAGUGCAUUCGGUUUGUCCCCGGGAACGAGUACUUCAACAGCCGCGUGGAGUUCAUCUCCUGCACGCAGAACUUCAUUCCCUAUCCAAAUUGGUUCGUCAAAGUGACCGCGAUAACGCUGUUCGGCGCGUUGCAGACAUUGAACGUAGUCUCGAUUGUGACAACCGCGCAGGGGAUCGACGGUCUGAUCUUGGAGUUGACGGGCCGGAAUUGCGGCUUCUCCCUGGACUUCGCAUCACUAACGGAUAUUGAUUCGAGUAGAGUGGCGACGGGCUUAAGCAACGGGUUCGGCUUGCACUGCAUCCAAAAGGACACGGACUCCUUGUCCGGAAAAAUUCAGGAGCCGGUCAACACCCCCUUUGUUUCCCCCGCAAUCACGGAAGGGUAUUUGGUUUGCUGUCUGCUCGCCGUGCCCCUGGCCAUCGUGAAUAUGGAGGACAAUGUGCCGGUGCAGGUAGUCACGUUCAUCUUCUGCUUCUGCACCUUCGCGUUGUGGGUCUACGACUUACUUUGUGGCGGAACAGACGGGAGUGGGAUCGGAGAAAAUUCCUCAUCAACAUCAGCUGUGAUGGUCGGUACUAGCGCUGCAGCGGGUACAGCAACGACGUCCACCACCAGUAGCAUGAACGCCGCCAGAGCUGCUGCGGCAACAGCCGCUACAACCGCAUUGAGGGCAACGGCAAGCAGCCUAGCGACAGCAGCUACAGAAAAAUCGCAGCAAUUAGUUGGCACCACACAUGACGCCGUGAAAGCCGCGGGCACAGCAGCGGUGGUGACUGUGAUGUCGAUGCUGAAUGAGACCAGGAAAAUAACCACGCAUCCAGACAUUUUUGAAGCACCUUUAGCCUCAUCUCCCUCAAGAACGGGCAGCGAUAUGAGGCAUGCAGAAGAUGACGACCCCAGAAGUAGAACUCUUCCUGAGCAUCCGCUCUCGUUACUGCAGACGAGAUCAGAAGACUCAGGCGCAGUAAGUGAAAUGAGGUUUACUUCCGAAGCUGCUUCUGGAAUAACAGCAGCAGCUGGGCCAGCGGGAGAGUUGGAGCUAGUGGAACAGGCUACAGGAGGGAAACCGGAGAACAUCGUAUCACCAGUGGGGGAUCUACCUCCCUCUCCAAAGGUAAAGGUGGACAAUGCUUCAAGUAGUAACGCGGGAAAAAAGGAGCAGCAAGCACAAGCAGAGUUGACGCAGGUGGCCGGCGAUUCCUCAGAGAUGACUAGUCGAGCAGCAAAGAAGUCAGAUGAAGACACAAAGACAAGCAAAUCGGCACCUUCAGGUCCUACAACAGAUGCAAGCCCAACAUCUUCCCCAUCGUCAAAAAGCUCGGCCGAGACAGGAAAGCCAAGUAUAGGUACGAAAGACACAACCAAGACAGGCAGCGAUAGCGCCAGCAGCACGUCAAGUGACGCACACGCAACGGUAAGAACGGGAAGUGAUAAUAGAGGUCGGGAACAACAAGAUAGACAUGGUAGUACUAGCACAGAAACGACCCACACCGCGCACGAGAAUAAAGACGAGACGACGCAGAAAGCCUCCUCCACCUCGUCUUCAGCUCCGCCUUCGGCCGAGGAACCACAAAACAAGGGCCGCACGGCUGCACCAUCUUCAAGUAGUGAAGAUAGUAAGCCGAAACCAAAGCCACCGCCGGUCGGGACCAACGACGUGCACGAGGUAGAGACGUACUUCAAAACGGAUCCGUUUGGCGACGGCAAAUACUCGCAGCUAAUGGGCACGGUCUUGUCCAACUUCGCUGUGUGCAUGAUCAUCCCCUCCUGGCUCAACGAGAAAAGCCCCGAAGUGUCUGUCAGCAGGAGUGUGUGGGUAUGAUUUGUGGGAGAUUCUUUACUUUUUUGAUGAAGGAAAGAAACAGAAACAGAAAGCUUGUUCAGGGUUGCAUGCGAUGAGUUACUAGCACGAACAAAAGUAACAGAGGCUUUGCUGUAGCCUUUUUUGCUGCGUCGCUCCUUCGGUGGAGUGUUUCUCUUUCUGUUUCUCUUGCCCAAAUAAAGAAGCAAAUAUUAUUGAAAUCAGUUCUCCAUGUCGCUCUGUACUAUCCUGAGUAAAAACAUCCCCACACCGGAGUCAAGAUGGGGACUUUGCAACACAAACCUAGAACUUUUGGGGGUCACGCAUCAGAAGUUGCAGUCCGUAGUGUAGUGCAGGUUCGCAAGGCCAGCUGCAUCAGAAAUCCAUCUGCUCAUCCUGUUUACAGCAUUACAAAUUCCAAAACACGACUAAAAAUGCCUCUCCUGGCGAUGCGCAUUACAAAUGUUCCUGUCAUUGCAAAUCUGCAUGACAACUCUGGCGUGGGGACGUUUUUACUCCGGAUAUGUACGGUGAUCUACCUCACGGUCGGCAUCCUCGGCGCCGCUUUCUUCGGUCACCUACUUUCGGAGCAAGCGAACUUCCUGACUGUGAUGAUUCACAGAACAAACUCGUUUCUCGUUCGCUUCACCUGCUACACCUUUCCCCUGGUCGCGGCGCUCACCGGGGUGCCGCUCUGCAGCAUCGUGUGUCGCUACAACCUGCUGGAGCAAGAGGUAUAGUAGUAUGUUGCUGCGGACUCACUACAUGGGAUUGUGUUUGUUCUGCUUCUGGCAUCAAGUAACUUGCCUCAUCAACAGGUCGAAGUUGAAUUCACCUCUACUCAAAGCGCAAAAUCAAACCGCACAAUCAGCUUUGCGAGACCGCGUUCGUCGCGAAUAUUUGGGCCAUCGCCCUCCCCUGGACGCUGGCCAUUCCCCUGCAAACCUGGAACCACGGCGAGGGCACGCAGGAUUUUUUGAAUUAUGGGUCUCUCCUGUUCUGCACGUUUGUGAACUUUGUCGUGCCGUUCAUCGUGUUUCUCAAGUACAAUGAGGUCUACUUGACGAACGAGGCAGAGGGGUACUUGGAGAUGCGGUCCAGUCUCCACGAUCGGAGCAGCAAGGCGCACUGGGGGCUGCCGCACAAGUGGAUCUCCCGGGAGCGGAUGCAGCAGGUGGCGCAGUUCUGUCUGGCGUUUACGACCGUCGCGUUUGUCGUCUCGUUUUUCGACGUCAUAACGCAGGGGCUGGGGUAGAAGGGGCGAUUUGUGUUGAUGUGUCCUGAAGAAGAACCCUGCACGCAGAUGGAUCGCGAUCAAAAUUUUACUAAAUACCAAUAUAAAUUCAAGAAAGCUACCUUAGGGGUAGCCGAAACGUAACUGUAAUCCUAAACGUGUUGCAAAAUUUUACUUUUCUACAGAAGAUAACGAGGAAGCCUGUAGUUCAUAUUUUUUGUAAAAUCAGUUAGCUAUGUUGGAUUUUUCUCUUUUGUCGUCACCGUAAGCUUUCGAUGACUCGUCGUACUACCGGCCGACAACGCGUCUGCAUGCGAUGGCAGAAUGCACAGAAAAACGGUGUAGUUAUAGCUUGGUCAAUAAUUAUUUGAAUUGAACUUGAAGCCAAACACAACUGUACGAUAAAGAAGGGCGAUGCUUCUUCAUUUCUGGCCUCCACGGUGCGCAGGUGGGUUGUAGUAACUACAGGCAAAAAACGUCAGUG